Trichoderma gamsii is the source of this 315-nucleotide messenger RNA. RefSeq lists its product as hypothetical. The record is from RefSeq and is a predicted model, not a curated record. NCBI's taxonomy places the organism in Eukaryota, Fungi, Ascomycota, Sordariomycetes, Hypocreales, Hypocreaceae. The transcript is spliced from 3 exons. The coding region runs from base 1 to 315 and encodes 104 amino acids.
AUGUAUGCUAUUUUGGCAACUAUCACCCCAAAGGCUGGGUCAUUUCAGAAAGUCGCCGAUCUCGUCAAAGCUAUCGGGAAAUACGCAGAAGAGCAUGAGCCAGAAUGCGUCGAAUUUCGGCUCUGUACCGAGGUAGAUGCUGAAGGACUUGAAGCAAUCUAUACCAUAGAGAAGUUCAACACCAUCAGUGGUCUACGCACACAUCAAGAGACGCCUAAGUUGGCUGAGUUCUACAAAAUCACUGCUGAAGAAAACCUAUUGGAGAAAGAAACGGUUGUCAAGAUUGUAAAGGGCGUGUAUGGAUACCACGUCUAA